Messenger RNA from Austrofundulus limnaeus, 12027 nucleotides. RefSeq names its product chromodomain helicase DNA binding protein 9 (gene chd9). Bases 378 to 9374 code for a protein of 2998 amino acids. Gene Ontology annotation, molecular function: ATP binding; protein binding. The record is from RefSeq and is a predicted model, not a curated record. The transcript is spliced from 39 exons. NCBI's taxonomy places the organism in Eukaryota, Metazoa, Chordata, Actinopteri, Cyprinodontiformes, Rivulidae.
CGGGGUGCCGCGGACCCUCGAAUACACACGCGGGAAGAGUCUGCUUUUAAUUGUGUCUGAAUUCGUGACACUUUGGCAAAUUGUCGCUUGUCCAAUCACAGGGGGGGUCACUAAUAUGCAAAUACGGCGUUAUCAGAGUCACGUCAGCARCGGCAGCAGAGCCGCUGUGCCGCGGUCGCCAGCAGGAGUACAACUAAACAACACAGCUACAACUUCGUCGAUAACAUCCCGUUUAUAUCGACGCCCGGAGUUGGGCUUUAUGGUUAGUUUGAGGUAUGUACUAUAAUGGACAUGCUGUGAUUCUGUAGACUGGCUCAUCUGCACCAUCUUGAAGUUGGUGGUGUUUCCAAAGUUCCUGUCACCUUUUGACAUCUGCCAUGGACUUCUUUGAUGACCCCAACCUCUUUGUUGGAGGUUUGGAAGGGCUGGAGGAGGAUGGCUUCUCUUCAGCACCAUCCCUUGUGGAUGAGCUAAAUCUCAGUGCUGACUUUGAACCUGUCCAGGUGGCCUCACUUGGCACAAGAAAGCAUCACGACUUGAUGUCACCAGCCUCGUCCCAACAAGGCUUACCCAGUUACAAUCAGCCGAUGACCCAAUACAUUGGCACAAAGGCACAGAAUUCUGUGGGGCAAGCAUUUUCUGGUUCUCGUAGCACAGGGUGUAACAUGAUUGCAGAGCAGCAUGGCCAGUACCAUAAUGCCACCAUUAGCCAAAUACCUCAAUCCAAUGGGUUGUUCUGCAACAAUGGAAGUCCAGUGUGGAGCAGCCAUGACCAAAAUGGAAAUGUGUUCCACCCUUUGUCUCAACAGCAGCAACAGGUUUGCCAUCAGCAACUGCACAACCAACAACUUCAUGUCAGGCAACAUCCUCCACACCAUGUUGGUCAUCAUCAGCCGGAGGAGCAGCAGCACAGAAUGCGGCUGCAACAGCUGCAGCAACGGCACAAUCAUCCACAACAGCUGUUAAACCAGCACCAACAAAUUGGCACACAGAAUAUCUCCCUGCUGCAACAGCAACAUCACAAUUUCUCCUUUCACCAAGGAGGUCAAGCCAGCAACCAUCAGCAAUUGCUCCAUUCUCAACAGCAGGUUCAGCAUCGACUACCUGCAAGAGAACCACAGUUUCAUUCCAGGUCUCUUCCAAAUAAGUCAUGUUUGGAAAGUCAGAAUGCAUCUCAGAGUGGGACCUGCUUGCAGCAACAGGGUAGCUACCAGUUGCCCAGAAGAGGUCAAGCCUUCUCUGGGUCAGGACUGGAAGACUCUCACAUGUCAUUUCCCAUUCAUUCAUCAUCUGUAGUUCACUCACUGACAACAUGUUCUGCUAAUGCUUACCAACCGACUGAGUACCCUACCUACCCUGGAGAACCAGAAAUACCCAGUCUCAGUCAGCAGUCUUUAUCCUCAGCCUCAACAUGCAGACCCAUCGUCUCUGCACCUCAUACAUCUACAGUUCCUGGGCUAUCAGAAGCAACAUGUCAUUUCCAAUCUACAGGACUCAUGAGCCAGCUUCACUCUAGAACAACAUCUGACCAGGCAGACGAGUGUCCCUUCAGAGCACUACGUUGUCCCGGAGAAACCCAGGGAAAGUCGUCUGAGAUGUUUGGUGAAUCAGUGAGUUAUCCCAGCAUUGCUAGCCAGCUGCCCACUGAGCAGCCUCUGAGCUGUAGAACCAUCAACACUAAUGGAUACCAAGCUUUUGGGGACGAUUUUCUUCAAUCGGAGGCCCAGGAUGGAGAUUUUGAAGAGCUGGAACCACCUGACCUUUUGCCUGACCUGCUUCCCCAGCUGGAGAAUGAUUUUAGGGAACAGAACAAGUCCAGCUUUUCAUGGAUUGAAUCUAGCCAGAAGAAUGGCCAUGAAGACAGAAAACCAACAUCUUUUGAAAGCAAUGAAGAGAAGCCUCGAAAGAACAGCAAUGGUCCUGGUAGCCAGGUACGAGUCCUCAGUCCCACGCUGAAGAGUUCUUCAUCCUCCUCCUCUUCAUCAUCAUCUUCGUCCUCACCCAGCUCCUCAUCGGAGAAGAGGACAAAACGAAGGAAGCAUCAUCAGAUGGAGUCACCUCUGCAGGACAAGCAGGAAAAGGCAAAUAGGAUAAUAUCAGAAGCUAUUGCUAAGGCCCGACAGAGAGGAGAGAAGAACAUUCCGCGGGUCAUGAGUCCAGAGUGCUUCCCCAGCUCUUCUGCUCAGUUCAAGGCCCAUCGGGAUUAUGAACAUAAAGGAAAUCGCAAGGCCAGGUCCAAAGACAAGGCCUGUAGGAAGGCCUGCAUUGUACCCUCCUCAAAGUCCAAGCAAAAGUCCAAGAUUGGGAAAAUUGUGAUUAAGAUUGGGAAGAAGAAAAAACAAAAGCCAGGAUCUUCAGAGGARGAGUCUGAUGAUGAUCCUCCCCCUCGUCACUCAUCUAAGGAUGAUGAUUCGAAGAGACGGUCUAACCGUCAGGUGAAGAGAAAGAAGUAUGCUGAAGAGCUGGAGGCCAGGUUGUCAGAUGAGGAUGUUAAGGUUAUAGUCAAAGCAAAGAAAACCAACACUGGAGCAUCCAAGGAACCUGCUGUUCAGCUUUUUGUUGAGAAUCCUACUGAAGAAGAUGCGGCUGUUGUUGACAAAAUCAUGUCCUCUCGUGUUGUAAAGAAGGAGAUUUCUCCAGGAGUGGUGAUUGAAGUGGAAGAAUUUUUCGUAAAAUACAAAAACUAUUCCUACCUUCACUGCGAGUGGGCCACAGAGCAGCAGCUCGAGAAGGACAAGAGGAUUCAGCAGAAGAUCAAACGCUUCAAGAUGAAACAAGCACAGAGGGCGCUCUUCUUCACAGAUAUGGAAGAGGACCCUUUUAACCCUGACUAUGUAGAGGUAGACAGAGUGUUGGAGGUAUCAUAUUGUGAGGACAAAGACACAGGAGAGGAAGUGGUGUACUACCUGGUGAAGUGGUGCUCACUGCCGUACGAGGACAGCACCUGGGAGUUGAAGGACGACGUCGAUCAGAGCAAGAUUGAAGAGUUUGAGCAGCUGCAGGCAGUUAAGCCAGACUUGCGCAGAAUGGAACGGCCUCCAGCCAACCUGUGGAAGAAGAGGGAACAAUCAAGGGAAUACAGGAAUGGCAACACCCUCAGGGAUUACCAGCUUGAGGGGGUCAACUGGCUUCUUUUCAACUGGUACAACAGGCGCAACUGCAUCUUAGCUGAUGAGAUGGGCCUGGGAAAAACCAUUCAGUCCAUUACGUUCCUGGAAGAGAUGCAUCGAAUUGGYAUCAAAGGACCCUUCCUAAUAAUUGCCCCCCUGUCUACUAUUGCAAACUGGGAGCGCGAGUUUCACACCUGGACCCACCUCAACGUCAUUGUUUACCAUGGAAGCAUGAUCAGCAGGCAGAUGCUGCAGCAGUAUGAGAUGUAUUUCAGGGAUGCACAGGGUCGUGUGAUAAGAGGUGCAUACAAGUUCCAGGCAGUUAUCACCACAUUUGAGAUGAUCCUGGGAGGCUGUCCUGAGCUCAACGCCAUAGAGUGGCGCUGCGUAAUUAUUGACGAGGCCCAUCGUCUCAAGAACAAGAACUGCAAGUUGCUAGAGGGCUUUAAGCUCAUGAACCUGGAGCACAAGGUCCUGUUGACGGGCACCCCUCUCCAGAACACAGUUGAGGAGCUUUUCAGUCUCCUCCACUUCUUGGAACCAGCUCGCUUCCCUUCUGAAAAUACCUUCAUGCAGGAGUUUGGAGACCUCAAGACAGAGGAGCAGGUACAGAAACUUCAGGCUAUCCUGAAGCCCAUGAUGCUGCGCCGUUUGAAGGAGGAUGUGGAGAAGAAGCUUGCUCCUAAAGAGGAAACUAUUAUUGAAGUUGAGCUCACCAACAUCCAGAAGAAAUACUACCGGGCCAUCCUUGAGAAGAAUUUCUCUUUCUUGGCCAAAGGAGCUGGUCAGUCAAAUAUGCCCAACCUGGUCAACACCAUGAUGGAGUUAAGAAAGUGCUGUAACCACCCCUACCUCAUCAAAGGGGCAGAAGAGAAGAUCCUGGAGGACUUCAGGGAAGUAUACAGCCCUAUUGCUGCUGACUUCCACCUGCAGGCGAUGGUGCAAUCUGCUGGAAAGUUGGUCCUUAUUGAUAAACUGCUGCCGAAGAUGAAGGCAGGAGGACACAAGGUGCUCAUCUUCUCCCAAAUGGUGCGCUGCCUGGAUAUCUUGGAAGACUACCUCAUUCAGAAAAGGUACUUGUAUGAGCGUAUCGAUGGCCGGGUUCGUGGAAACCUGCGACAGGCUGCUAUAGACCGCUUCAGUAAGCCUGACUCGGACCGCUUCGUUUUCCUCCUGUGUACAAGAGCUGGUGGCCUGGGAAUCAACCUUACUGCUGCAGACACCUGCAUCAUCUUUGACUCUGACUGGAACCCACAGAACGACCUGCAGGCCCAGGCUCGCUGCCACCGCAUCGGUCAGAAUAAAGCAGUGAAGGUGUAUCGACUAAUCACCAGAAACUCAUACGAGCGUGAAAUGUUUGACCGCGCCAGCCUGAAGUUGGGCCUGGACAAAGCAGUGUUACAGAGCAUGAGUGGUCGAGAUAAUAGCCUGGGAGGAGGCACCGGGGGAGGGGCUGUACAGCAGCAGUUGUCCAAGAAAGAGAUUGAGGACCUGUUGCGGCGUGGUGCCUAUGGGGCCAUCAUGGAUGAGGAGGAUGAAGGGGCCAAAUUCUGUGAGGAAGAUAUUGACCAGAUCCUGCAGCGUAGGACGAAGACCAUCACCAUUGAGUCAGAGGGACGAGGAUCCACCUUUGCUAAAGCUAGUUUUGUAGCAUCCGGAAACCGCACAGACAUCUCUCUGGAUGACCCAAAUUUCUGGGACAAGUGGGCCAAAAAGGCUGACAUUGAUAUGGAUAUGGUUAAUGGCAGAAACAGCUUGGUGAUCGACACUCCUCGUGUCAGGAAGCAGACGAGACCGUUCAGUGCCACCAAAGACGAGUUAGCAGAACUUUCAGAGGGUGAAAGUGACAGUGACGACACCAAGCCUAAGCUGAGGCGAAAUGAUCGACCCAACAGCUACGGUCGCACAGAAUGCUUUAGAGUGGAGAAAAACUUGCUUGUUUAUGGAUGGGGUCGUUGGAAGGAUAUUCUCAACCAUGGUCGUUUUAAGAAGCAGUUGACUGAGUGGGAUGUAGAGUCCAUCUGCAGGUCCCUGCUGGCUUACUGCCUUGUUCAUUACCGUGGUGAUGACAAAAUUAAGAGCUUUAUGUGGGACCUAAUUGCUCCCACUGAGGAUGGACGCACUAAAGAGCUGCAGAAUCACCUGGGUUUGUCUGCUCCGGUCCCUCGGGGCCGGAAGGGUAAGAAGAUGAAGACUCAAUCAAGCUCUUUUGACAUCCACAAGGCUGAGUGGCUUAGAAAACAUAACCCAGAGCAUAUGCUUCAGGACGACGGCUACAAGAAGCAUUUGAAACACCACUGCAACAAGGUGCUGCUCAGGGUCAGAAUGCUCUACUAUCUGAAACAAGAGGUGAUAGGAAGUCAGGCCCAGAAGGUGCUGGAUGGCGUUGACUCCAGUGAGGUAAAGAUCUGGGUGCCAGAUCCGGACCACUCAGAGCUGCCAGCCCUGUGGUGGGACGCAGUUGCCGACAAGUGUCUGAUGCUCGGUGUAUUCAAGCACGGUUAUGAGAAGUACCACACUAUCCGUGCAGACCCGACCUUGUGCUUUUUAGAGCGUGUGGGGCGACCGGACGAGAAGGCCAUCGCUGCCGAGCAGAGGGGCAACGAUUUCAUGGAUGGGGAUGUGGAUGAUCCAGAGUACAAGCCUGCUCCAGCCCUUAUAAAGGAUGACAUGGAGGAUGACGCCUCCUCUCCUGGAGAUUUGGUUGUCGCUGAUAAUCCUGGAGAUGCAGCUCCAAUGACAGAAGGCCAGACGACCUACUGGCCCUCCCCCUCUGUGUUGACGGCUAGACUGAGGCGAUUGAUCACAGCCUCCCAGCGCUUCACCAAGAGCCGGCAGAUCCUCCAUAUCCACCAAGUUCAGUCUCAGUCCCAGCAGCCCAUGAUUCUGUCUGCUCCACUCUGCCCGCUCCCCCCCACACUCAAUGACACGCUUAACCCCAAGAUGGCUGCAAAGAUUGAACGUCAACAAAGAUGGACCAGAAGAGAAGAGGCUGACUUCUACCGGGUCGUCUCCACUUUUGGUGUCGUUUUUGACCCAAACCUUGGGCGCUUUGACUGGACCAAGUUCAGGGCCAUGGCUCGGCUGCACAAGAAAACCGACGAGAGCCUGCAGAAAUACUUGUGCGCCUUCGCCGCCAUGUGCAGACGGGUGUGUCGCCUGCCACCUAAAGAAGGAGACUCCGCAGUGGAUCCGUCUCUCAACAUCCAGCCAAUCACAGAGGAGCGAGCAUCUCGUACCCUGUACAGGGUAGAGUUGCUUCGCCAGGUGAGGGAACAAGUGCUCAGACACCCGUUACUCUACGAGCGCCUCAGGCUGUGCCAGAUGAGCUCGGACUUGCCUGUGUGGUGGGAGGUCGGUACUCAUGACCGGGACCUGCUAAUCGGUGCCGCAAAGCACGGCGUCAGUCGGACCGAUUACCACAUUCUGAGAGAUCCUGAGCUCAGCUUCAUGACUUCACAACGCAACUACAGCCAAAUGAAAGCUGCACCCCAGCAACCUCGCACAAGUGCGCCCCUCUUGCACCCUCAGUACCAGGCUGCUUCCUCGUUGAUGGCCGGCUCUGUGGUCCCCCCACCCGCUCAGAGAGACGCAGACCCCUGUGGGCUUGUGCCCAAAGUGGAGCCAGCCUCAGAGGAGGAAGAGGAGGGCAAAGAAAGGCAAAGGGAGAGUUGGAGCCCUUCUCACCCGCCAGCGACUCCCACAGGUCUGGGAGAAAAGCCCGUUUCCAUGGCGAGCGACAGCGAGAGGCAGAUGGUGGCGGCGCGGACCAAACCGCUCACGCCCAUCUCCACUGAGAGGAAACCCAAGAAGGCCAGCAAGAGAGGCCGCAGGGAGGCCAGGCGGGGCUCCGAGACCGAAUCAGACGGCUCCUCGUCGAGCUCUUCAUCGCGCUCCUCUUCAUCCUCGUCGUCCUCUUCAUCUUCAUCAUCACAUUCCGGGUCCAGCUCCUCAUCCUCAUCCUCGUCUUGUUCUUCUGGCUCCUCAUCCUCGUCGUCAUCCUCCUCAUCCUCAUCUGAUGACAGUGAAAGUGAGGGAGAGGAAGCAAAGAAGAACGUGCCUGCAGCAACGAGUGUGAAGGGCUUCGAUGAGGACAGUGUUGCCUCUUUAAGCACUACACAAGAUGAAACACAAGACCCCCAUGUGGCUGAGAACGGUGUCGCCAACAACUCCUCCCAUCCUUUCCAGGGAGGAGGGUACAUGCUGGCUGCAUCUUACUGGCCGAAGGAUCGUGUGAUUAUAAACAGGCUGGACAGCAUCUGCCAGGCAGUGCUCAAGGGCAAGUGGCCCAGCCCACGUCGGUUCUAUGAGCCCGGAGGCGCAGUGGCCUCCUUCUACACCACCAAGCUGCUAGACAACGCCAACAGCCUGAGCGAGGACCCCUCUGCUUCACCACAGGGGUCAAAGGUGACCAAGCAUGUUGCAGAAAACAAGGAGUUCUCAGUAAAACUCAACGAUCAGGAGGGAGGUCUGAAGCUGACCUUCCAGAAACAGGGUCUACCUAUGAAGAGACCCCUGGAAUCGGAGGAAGGCCCCCAGGCCCAGCAGCAGUAUCUGGCUCGCCUUCGAGAGCUGCAGAGCGCAUCAGACACAGGCCUGGCUGACAUCACCAAGCCUCAGAGCAGCUACCAGACUGCUCCUCCAGCCCUUACUGAUGAGAUGAGGCUGAACGGAGCUCUGGAUGGUCAGCCCCUGGUCAAAAAGCGAAGAGGCAGAAGAAAAAAUGUGGAAGGAAUGGACCUGCUCUUCAUGAACAGGAAUCAAGUUCCUACUGUUCCCAAUCAGGUGGCCUCAGGAUGGGGGGGCAUUGGCCAGGUGGGCUUAGCUGCAGCUGCUGUGCCAGGAUCCAGUCAGAGCUCGAGUCAGGUCUCUGCAGACACAGAGACCAGGGUCCCUGUUAUCAACCUGAAAGAUGGCACCCGACUCGCAGGGGAUGACGCCCCCAUGAGGAAAGACCUGGAACUGUGGCUGAAGGAGCACCCUGGCUUUGUGGCAGACACAGGAGCUUUUAUCCCUGGUGUAAAUAAAAUGCAGAUGCAGUUCCACUUCCAGGAUGGGCGACCCAAGCAGAAAAGGCAUCGCUGCAGGAACCCAAACAAAAUCGAUGUCAACAGUCUGACCGGAGAGGAGAGGGUCCAGAUAAUUAACAGGAGAAAUGCCCGCAAGGUCGGUGGAGCCUUUGCUCCUCCUCUCAAAGAUCUGUGUCGAUUUCUUCAAGAAAACCCAGAAUACGGAGUCCCGCCUGAAUGGGCUGAUGUAGUUAAACAAUCGGGUUACCUCCCAGAGAGCAUGUUUGACCGGAUCCUAACAGGACCCAUCGUUCCUGAGGAGGUGAGUCGGCGAGGACGUCGACCAAAGAAUCCUCUGGCAAAGGCGGCAGCAGCAACGCCCAACCCAUCGGCCUCUGCUCUGGGUUUGAAUCCCCUCCUGAACAACGGCCUCCUCUCUGGGAUGGACCUCACCAGUCUGCAGGCCUUCCAGCAAAACCUGCAGAGCUUGCAGUCCCUGCAGCUCACCGCAAACCUGAUGGGACUCCCAUCCGAUGCCAGCAACCUGGCUGCCAGUAACUUAGCCGCUAUGUUUCCCAUGAUGCUCUCUGGUAUGGCUGGAUUGCCAAACCUGCUCGGUAUGAGCAGCUUGCUCGGGAAGCCGGCUCAGGAAGGUGCAGGAGGCUCUGAAGAAAGGACGAAGGGAACAGGAGAGCAGUCUAGUGCCCCCUCUCACACUUCAGACACCAAAGGAGAAAGGACCGAGGGCUCAAACACGACUCCUUCCUCCACGUCCAGCUGUGCUUCCUCUGCCACCACCACACAAAGUGCUUCAGCUGCCUCCGCAGCCUCCAGUCACCCAGUUCCUCUUAACCCCUUGUUACUCUCCGGUAUGCUUUACCCAGGGAUGCUUCUCACUCCAGGCCUUAACCUUCCUGUGUCUGCCUCACAGCCUCAGAGCUCAAACGAUGACCCUUCCAGCCUUCCUCCUGCUGCUCCUCCCUCUGCAACCUCCCUGUCAUCAGCAAAAGAGACCGAGCUGCCUCAGGCACAAAGAGACGGAGAGGAGGAGGAGGGCAAGGUGCCAGAGGAGGAGGCUUUAGAUGACGAUGACGAUGACGAAGAAGAAGAGGAGGAGGAGGAGGAGGAGGAGGAAACGGCAGAUCAAAAAGAAAACAGUGGUCCUGAAAGUUCAUUGAAAGCUGAGUCGUCUUCAUCAGGGUCUGGGAGCUCUUCCUCAUCCUCUGAUGAUUCAGACUCUAGUGAUGAAGACUAAACUUUUUGAAUAUAAAGUUAAAAAAAAUUUAUUUAUGUAUCACCUAGAAAUGUAAACAUUUAUUCACAUAUAUAUAUGGAAUUUCCAGCACCUGUGUUGCGAUUUCUUUACAUGUAAAUAAAAGAACUAACUACAAUGUUGUGUAAUAAAGACUUUAAUAUUAAAAACUAAGAAAAACAAAGGAAAAAAACAGAAAAAGCAAAGAAUUACUGACUAAAAAAAAGAUUAAAAUAAAGUGUCUGUGUUUGUUCACAGGGUACAGUCUUGUUUUGACACAUUCUGCAUGUCAGAYUUUAGUAGAUUUUCUGAACUAUGUGAACUUGUACCUCCUGAUUAUGUACAAUUACAAAGAAAAAGGCAUUCUGUUAGGAUUAAUUUUAUAUAUAUAUAAAAAGUGAAACUACAUUAACGCCCGUUGAGCAGUACAUUUAAUAUAUUUUGAUUGUUUGGGCAGGGGGAAUUUUAUUUGUAAAUAGCCACAAUUUUUACAGGUUUGUUGACACUCUUUGCUUUGCAGAUCUUAUGUUGGAAAUGUCAGCAAUAACCUGGGCAGCUAAUGAAUGUCACUGAAACUGUAGAUUCCCUUGUCUGCCAUGUUUCCACUCCUGUGCACAAACACUUAACAGACUCACAAACCUGUACCUUCAUCCCACUGGAUAAAGUAUUCAGUUCUUUGGAACACUUAAGUUCUUGUCUGGACUAGAAACAGAAUUAUUUUAAGUUCACUUAAACAAAAUCACAUUUUUUUUGUUUUAUUGCCCCAAGCUGAAAGAAGUGUUGAUUUUUAGAAAGUCAGGUUUUCACCAUUUCACAACAAAUGUGCAUUUUAGCUCUUUGUGUAUCUGUUAGUUUGGAUUUAAAAGCUAGUGACAGAAAACAUACUGUGCCAAAAAAAGAAAACAACUGCCCUUUGAUCCUUUGAGGUCCCGACAGUGUUGUAAAUAUUCCUUCAGCCCAGUCGUAAUUAACAGCAGUUUUACCUCAAUUUUGCAGAAUGGAUUUACUUGACUGUGCAAACAUACAUGUAAAUGGGAGUAUUCCCCCUGCUGUCUGCAUUCAUGUCACUUGUUUCUGCUGGAUUGUGUGUGAGAGGCUAAUGUUUCUUCCCCCGUCUGAAUGUGGUCAAACAGGCUUUAUGAGCCUCACUGCAAGUGUUCUUUUAUCUUCAAUCAUGCCUCAUCCAAAACUUCAAAGAGCAUUAAAGUCGUCGAGAAUGUGUGCUGCAUGACCUUUAGUGUUACACGUUUAGCUGUGCCACAACCCCUCCCAAACAACCAACCCAAGUCCAGGUUAGGAUUGUAUGGAUUUGAGUAUUAAAGUUAGCGUUGGUUCAAUUUGGCUGCAGGAAGGGCCUGAUCGUUUCAGCUUGUAUCGCCUCGUUUUGUUCCRCUCCGAUCUCGAACCCUGCUCUGCUGUCAAACGCAGCUUCAGUUAGACGUAGAAGUGCCCUUAUCCCGACGCCUCAUCCACUCAUUCAGCCGCUCACACACUGUGCUCGCUGUGCCACGCUUGUGCAUUUCGUUCAGCAUCCCUGCCCCAUGUCCAUUUUGAAGCUGUAAUCAGAAAACACACACAAACAAACACACACACUGGACAACAUUCAAACCGAAGUACCUUUUUUUAAUUCACUCUGGCACAACUGUGCUUGUUCCAGGACUGCUGUUACACAGUGGACUGUUAGGUCUUUCUGACGAGACAUUCUUGAGCAAACUAAGUAUCUGUAGCAUCUCUCUCUCGCUCUCUCUCUCGCUCUCUCUCUCUCUCUCUCUCUCUCUCUCUCUCUCUCUCUCUCGCUCUCUCUCUCGCUCUCUCUCCUGGGUGUAAUGAGAAAUUGUGACGUCUGAACACAGACACUAAAAGACACAUCUCCUUUCUGAUGUUGCUUUAAAGUGGUUUAUCCUGUACACCUGUUCUCUAUAGACCUCAUUAUGGGUUUGGCUUACAAUGCAACUGCGAUUUUUUUUAAUGAUUAUUAUUACUAACAGUAUGGUAUUUUUGUAUGUCUGAACAAUGGACAUCAACAUGCCACUAUCCUUUAUACUUUUUUUUUUUUUUUGUAUAACUGCACCUCUGCUCUCUUUGAACUUGUAGUGCCCUUAUGCAAACACCACUGCUUCAUCUGCUGUAAGUGACUUUGAUUAAUGGCUUCUCGCCCCUCAGCGAUGGAUCUGUGGAUCGAUAUUUAAUUUUUUUUUUUCCUGUUCUCACUCACCGGGACACAAAGUCGGGGACGGAAAAGUUUUACUGUACAAAACCUCCCGAAGCACUUGUGCAGUGCUGAAGUAUGUUUGAAACAAGCAGAGACCAAUAUGCAAGAGGAAUGACAAAAACACACUACUGCUGUACAGGGAGGGGAGUCUCAGUUUCCACGUGUAAAUCACUGAGAGGACAGAACUCGAAAACAUGGGUUUUUUUGUAAUUUUAGUUCAAGCUUGAUAAAUGUCACCUUGAUCAGUUGUGUGUAUUUGAUUUUGUUUUUUCUUCCAUUGGACAGUUUUUGCAAAAUGUGGUCUGUGUAGUCAAAAUAAUUAAUGUAGUGCAGGAAAAAUGCGUCUUAAAGUUAUUUGUAAUUUAUUGGAUUCCUUUCUAUGAAGCUCUAUAGAGGAAAUUGAGGUUUAAUUAUUUUUAUUAAACAUAUUCUUCUGACUAUUCA